CGACCAAGACAAACUAUGGCGUCGCUCAAGCACUGCAAUGUCGCCACAGCUCUACUCCUGGCGAUCGUCUUAGCCCUGGCGGUGGUUGGGACCCAGGUGACGGUGGUUGAGGCGCAGGCAUGUCCAGUCCAGCUCAACAACCUCAACGUUUGCGCGUCGUUCGCAUGCCCGACGCCGCCGCUCCCAGCUUCGAGUGCUGCUCGGCGCUCCAGUUCGUCCAGCACGACUCCCUCUGCAUCACUGUCCAAAUCACUGCUCGUCUUCCUUCCCUCUGCAACCUCCCUCCCGUUGGCUGCUCCACUGUCUAAUUAAGUGGUACUAGCUACAUCGUCAAACCAAUGUUCCACCUACUUAAUUGGAGGACCACUCCAUGGUUCAAUGAUUUUUCCUACUGAAACGUGGUUUUGGCUUGAAUACUGAUUCGUUAGCUUUGGUUUGCAUAUGUGUGAGGGAGAAGAUGGCACGAACUCGGUCGGUGCAUGUCCACAGAAUAAUGCCCCCCAUGAUUA
This is a messenger RNA of Linum trigynum, 509 nucleotides long. Lineage: Eukaryota; Viridiplantae; Streptophyta; Magnoliopsida; Malpighiales; Linaceae. The record is from the annotation of a GenBank genome assembly.